This is a messenger RNA of Vitis riparia (riverbank grape), 687 nucleotides long. Its product is annotated as L-type lectin-domain containing receptor kinase IX.1-like. The record is from RefSeq and is a predicted model, not a curated record. Lineage: Eukaryota; Viridiplantae; Streptophyta; Magnoliopsida; Vitales; Vitaceae. Gene Ontology annotation, cellular component: plasma membrane. The coding region runs from base 1 to 687 and encodes 228 amino acids. Gene Ontology annotation, molecular function: protein kinase activity; ATP binding. Gene Ontology annotation, biological process: protein phosphorylation. The transcript has a single exon.
AUGAGGUAUAGAAUUGCUCUAGGCUUGGCCUCUUCGCUUCUGUACCUACAUGAAGAAUGGGAGCAGUGUGUGGUACACAGGGACAUCAAGUCCAGUAAUGUGAUGCUGGACUCAGAUUUUAAUGCUAAGCUUGGAGAUUUUGGGCUAGCCAGGCUUGUUGAUCAUGGUAAAGGGUCACAAACCACUGUUUUAGCGGGGACCAUGGGCUACAUGGCUCCUGAAUGUUUCAUGACAGGCAAGGCUAGUAAGGAAUCUGACGUGUACAGUUUUGGAAUUGUUGCAUUGGAAAUUUGCUGUGGAAGAAGAGCCGUGGAAACAAAGGCCGAAGAAAAUCAGAUCAGAUUGGUGGAGUGGGUUUGGGACCUCUGUGGCGUAGGAAAACUUCUUGAAGCAGCUGAUCCAAGACUGUCUGCAGAUUAUGAUGAUCAACAAAUGGAACGAUUGAUGAUUGUUGGUCUUUGGUGUGCUCACCCGGAUUGCAAUGCUCGUCCUUCAAUGAGGGAAGCAAUUAGUGUCCUUAAUUCUGAAGCUUUAUUGCCUCUUCUUCCUAUAAAAAUGCCUGUGCCAAUGUAUUACGCUCCUCCAGCGCUGCAGACAUCCUAUAGCACUAGCCUUUCUGAGAGAAACCACACCCAGUUUUCCAACUCCUCUAAUGGCACCACGGACUCAUCAAAGGUCUCAGAAUAG